Molecule: messenger RNA, 1911 nt
Organism: Protopterus annectens (West African lungfish)
Lineage: Eukaryota; Metazoa; Chordata; Ceratodontiformes; Protopteridae
Gene: MIS12
Product: MIS12 kinetochore complex component
Exons: 3
Coding region: 336-1001 (221 amino acids)
Biological process (GO): protein localization to kinetochore; mitotic cell cycle; mitotic sister chromatid segregation
Cellular component (GO): chromosome, centromeric region; nucleus
Source: RefSeq, a predicted model, not a curated record
AAUUUUGAUUGAUCCGCGUUGUCUCAUGUGUCUCGAUGGGUUGGUUUUAUACAAUUGUCGUGCUGUACUACGCUUGGUUAUGACGUUUGUGAUAGAGUCAGGGAAACUUGAAAUGUUAAUGUGUGUGUUUUGAGUUUAAAAGAAACAUUAAUGUACUUCGCUAGUUUUCCCAAGGAGUGAGUUUUUAUUGCAGCUGUAAGGAGAUUAUAAGAGCCUAUGGACAUUGGAUUAGUUUCUUGUACCGAAAGUCACAUGACUGUGAACUGACCCUGGCAAAAACUAUACCUGUGAGCAGCAGCCAGCUGCAACUGUUGUCAUUGUGCAAUAUUUAAAGAAUGUCCAUCAAUCCUAUGUCGUACGAGACCCAGUUUUUUGGGUUUACUCCUCAGACCUGUUUGCUUCGUGUAUAUAAUGCAUUUCAAGACUAUCUAUUUGAUAUAAUGCUGAUUGCUGAACAAGUGAUUCUGAGAAAACUAGAAGGUCUACCAGACAGCAACAUUAGCUCUUCACAGAUUCGUGAAGGUACUGAAAGCUUUCUGAUCUUCAUGAAGGAGCGUUUUGAACAACUGUUUGGCAAAAUGGAGAGCAUACUACUGAACUUUGUGCUAAGCAUACCAGAAAAUGUUUUGCUUCCAGCAGACAAAGUUCAUGAGCAGUACUCUUACAGCAAAGAGGAGUUCCAGCAACUUGAGAGAGAGGUCAAACAGCUACAAAUGAAUUGUAGUGCUGAAGCAGCAGCCAGACAGGAACUUUUGGUUGAACUUGAUGAGCAAAAAGCUACUGAAGCAGAAUUACAGAAAACACUGAGGUGGUUUGAUAGUCUUGAAAAUGCUGGCAAAGAAAAUGGCAUUGCUGACUUCACAGAAAGUCUAGCUUUCCUAACUCGCUCUGCUUCUGAAGUCUCAAGCAAACUGAAAGAAAUUGAAGAAAAAAGCAAAAGCUUGGGUGAAAAGCCAGAUGUGACAGAUGGAGGUGUGCAAACUAGAAGCCGGAGACAAUAGAGCAUAUAAAAAGCUGUAUUUGAAGUAAAGUUACACAUAUGUGUUUGUGUCUUUUUUGAUCAUUGCAGUAGCUGAAAGUGUGUGUGUGUGUGUGUGUGUGUAUGUAUAUGUAUGUAUAUAUAUAUAUAUAUACACACACACACAUUAUGCUUGUCUACUGGGACUAUGCUCUGAAUUAAAGCAUUUAAAACCAUGCCCCUUUUUUAUAGUCUAGUGGUUUAGAUAGAAGUGCAGUGCCCAUAGUUGACAUGGUUUGUUGUCAUCUGCUCAAUGUACACAGAGUAUUCUCUUCAUCUAAACAAUGUUUCCUCUGAGUCAGUAGAACUUUAAGAAUGUUUUCUUUACAUUUUUAAACAGUGUAUUAUUGAAUAUUUUGGUCGACUUUGGGUUUUCAGCCACGUGAGGGGAAAAGCGUAUUACAUUGUCACUGCAUACAUCUUCGUAUAUAUCUAAGCUGUGAUGGUUUUAUGCAUUUGAUGACUUACUGUAGUAGUGGUGGACGAUGCUGCUUUUUAAGUAAUGCAGUGAAUGAAACAAGGCACCAUGAAGUUAGGAUUAUCCUAGGUAGUGCUGACUGUCUACUGAUGGGGUAAUGAUUGGUAUAACAGAUUUCUUAACAUCAUCUAUUUGAACAUUUUGUGUUUCCUUGACUAGCUUGAAGUUUUAUGUAUUGAUAAUAUAAACUUAAUACAUAAAACAGUAGUUGGCUAUCCAUUUAGGAUGCUGUGUUUACAUUUUCAGCAGUGGCAUUAGUAUGAAUCUGAAAAAAAACCAUCAUUCUUUUGAUUUGUGUUAUGUAAUGCGCAUAAAUUUGAGAUGAGAUCCAGUUUACCUUUUUAUGUAGCUGUAUACAGUUUUCAUAUAUUGUUGUAAUUGUACAUUCAUGGUAUUAAUAAAUAGUUAUAUACAG